UAUUAUAAGAUCAAGCAUAUAUUAGUUUUAAUUUAAGCUUGAUGUUACCGUCGUCGCAAUGAAUAUUGACUUCUCAAACAGACAUUCCUUUGUUACCAACUGGGCUUUCGUCCUGGUUGCUUCAGCCGUUCUCGCCACAUCCACCCACCCUUUGCUUCCUCCCUGCUACCACACACUGCUUGCUAACCUGACCACCCGGCACCAGGGCCUCUUCCCGCUUAUGGUGGCAGCGUACAGUGAACCUAUUAGUUAUACCGAUGAUAGCAGUUCGGAACAGACACGUAAGAAAAGGAAAAUUUUGGUCUGCUAUAUGGAUGUUUGAACUCAAUUUCUUCAAGAUAGAGUUGGUGUUUUUGUAUCUCACUGGGGGAUGGCCACGAGGUUACUGAGCUGGAAUUGCUUGAAAUCUUUCAGUGUUGAUGGUUCUCUCAUCCCUGUUCUGUUGGACCCCUGAUACUUUCUUGUCUUGUCUGAGCAACGAGAACUGCAUGAUGGCCCAGUUGACAUGAAGUGAAGAACGAAUUCCUAUAGAGGAAGUGUUUGAGCAGCUAAAAUGUACACAAGAAGGUUUAUCAUCAGAAGAAGGAGCCAGCCGGCUUCAAAUUUUUGGACCGAACAAACUAGAGGAGAAAAAGGAGAGCAAGAUCCUCAAGUUUUUGGGCUUCAUGUGGAACCCUUUGUCGUGGGUCAUGGAAAUUGCUGCUUUGAUGGCCAUUGCUUUAGCAAAUGGUGAUGGGAGAGCCCCAGACUGGCAGGAUUUUGUUGGCGUUGUUGCCUUAUUAUUUAUCAACUCCACAAUCAGUUUUAUUGAAGAAAACAAUGCCGGCAAUGCAGCAGCUGCCCUUAUGGCUGGCCUUGCUCCAAAGACAAAGGUUCUAAGAGAUGGUCGAUGGAGUGAGCAAGAUGCUGCUAUGCUAGUACCAGGAGAUAUCAUAAGCAUUAAGUUGGGAGACAUAAUUCCAGCAGAUGCACGUCUACUUGAGGGUGAUCCACUGAAGGUUGAUCAGUCUGCUUUGACUGGGGAAUCCCUCGCUGUUACUAAGAACCCCUCAGAUGAAGUAUUCUCGGGUUCAACAUGUAAACAGGGGGAAAUUGAAGCAGUUGUCAUUGCUACUGGUGUUCAUACAUUCUUUGGUAAGGCUGCACAUCUAGUGGAUAGUACCAACAAUGUGGGACACUUCCAAAAAGUUCUCACUGCAAUUGGUAACUUCUGCAUUUGCUCAAUUCUUGUGGGGAUCCUUGUUGAGAUUAUAGUUAUGUACCCGAUCCAGCACCGCAAGUACAGAGACGGAAUUGACAAUUUACUGGUUCUCUUGAUUGGAGGAAUCCCGAUUGCUAUGCCCACGGUCUUAUCUGUUACCAUGGCUAUUGGUUCUCACAGGCUCUCCCAGCAGGGUGCAAUCACCAAGAGAAUGACAGCUAUAGAGGAAAUGGCAGGCAUGGAUGUGCUUUGCAGUGAUAAGACUGGAACACUGACUUUGAACAAGCUAACAGUUGACAGGAGCCUGAUUGAAGUGUUUGCAAAGGGUGUGGACAAAGAGCAUGUGAUUCUGUUAGCAGCAAGGGCUUCACGGACUGAAAAUCAAGAUGCUAUUGAUGCUGCCAUUGUCGGAAUGCUUGCCGACCCAAAGGAGGCAAGAGUUGGUAUUAGAGAAGUUCAUUUUCUUCCAUUCAAUCCCGUGGACAAGAGGACAGCUCUGACCUACAUUGAUGCUGAUGGGAAUUGGCAUCGAGCCAGCAAAGGAGCCCCUGAACAGAUAUUAACCCUUUGCAACUGCAAAGAGGAUGUCAAGAAGAAGGUUCAUGCUGUGAUUGAUAAGUUUGCUGAACGUGGGCUUCGAUCUUUGGCAAUUGCUAGACAGGAAGUACCCGAAAAGACAAAAGAUAGUCCAGGGGCGCCAUGGCAGCUUGUUGGUUUAUUGCCUUUGUUUGAUCCCCCUAGACAUGAUAGUGCAGAAACCAUCAAAAGAGCUCUUAAUCUUGGCGUAAAUGUAAAAAUGAUUACUGGAGAUCAACUUGCCAUUGCCAAGGAAACUGGCCGCAGGCUUGGAAUGGGAACAAACAUGUAUCCAUCUUCUACUCUGCUAGGCCAAGACAAAGAUGCUUCUAUUGCAGCUCUCCCUGUUGAUGAGUUGAUUGAGAAGGCUGAUGGAUUUGCUGGAGUAUUUCCAGAACACAAAUUCGAAAUUGUAAAGAGACUGCAAGAAAAGAAGCACAUCUGCGGAAUGACAGGGGAUGGUGUCAAUGAUGCCCCCGCUUUGAAGAAGGCAGACAUUGGAAUAGCUGUUGCAGAUUGUACCGAUGCUGCUAGAAGUGCUUCUGACAUUGUCCUCACUGAACCUGGGCUGAGUGUUAUAAUAAGUGCAGUGCUAACUAGCAGAGCUAUAUUUCAGAGGAUGAAGAACUAUACAAUUUAUGCAGUUUCAAUUACCAUCCGUAUUGUGUUUGGAUUUAUGCUAAUUGCUCUGAUAUGGAAGUUUGACUUCGCUCCCUUCAUGGUUCUCAUUAUUGCCAUUCUAAAUGAUGGAACAAUCAUGACAAUCUCCAAGGAUCGCGUCAAGCCAUCUCCAGUGCCAGACAGCUGGAAACUGAAGGAGAUUUUUGCAACUGGCGUCGUGCUUGGAGGCUAUUUGGCACUAAUGACAGUAAUAUUCUUCUGGGCAAUGCAUGAAACAGACUUUUUCUCGGACAAAUUUGGUGUGAGGUCAUUGAGAGAGAAACCUCAUGAGAUGAUGGCUGCCUUGUACCUACAAGUGAGCAUAGUGAGUCAGGCUCUUAUAUUUGUUACAAGGUCUCGCAGCUGGUCCUAUGCCGAACUCCCUGGACUACUGUUACUAACGGCUUUUGUAGUCGCACAGCUGAUUGCCACUCUCAUUGCUGUUUACGCUAACUGGGGUUUUGCAAACAUCAAAGGAUGUGGUUGGGGAUGGGCUGGCGUCAUCUGGCUUUACAGUGUGGUUACGUAUGUUCCACUUGACAUUCUCAAAUUUGCAAUCCGGUACAUAUUAAGUGGGAAGGCAUGGGAUAACCUUUUGGAGAACAAGACUGCUUUUACCACUAAAACUAACUACGGGAAGGAAGAGAGAGAAGCCCAGUGGGCUGCUGCACAGAGGACACUCCAUGGCCUCCAACCACCUGAAACCACCAACCUUUUCUCCGAUAAGAGCAGUUACAGGGAGCUUUCUGAAAUUGCAGAGCAAGCCAAGAGACGCGCUGAGGUUGCAAGGCUAAGGGAGUUAAAUACCCUCAAGGGACACGUGGAGUCGGUUGUGAAGCUGAAAGGACUAGACAUUGACACAAUCCAACAGCAUUAUACAGUUUGAGGGCGGGCUUGAAAGAGAGAAUAAAAAGAGGAAGAAAGCCUAUGAUUUGCCAGAAAGAGUCCAUCCUUGCUUUAACCAUGAGAGAGAGAGAGAGAGAGAGAGAGAGAGAGAGAGAGAGAGAUUCCUCCUCUUGCUACAACCAUUCAUUUCCAAACUUGCAUGUGUUGCUUGUUUUAGUCUCACCGGAUAGGAUUAGUUUGCUUUAGUUUUCUUCUCUAAUAGAAGAUAGAAAGCACUAUGUAUGUUGUACACAAGUAAUGUAAGCUGAAAGCUGUGUACUUUCUCAUGCUUUCUGCCAGCCUGCCUGUGCUAUUACUAUGUAAUGACAUUUGACAUGGAAGCAAACAAAUUAAGUUUACUGA
Molecule: messenger RNA, 3685 nt
Organism: Diospyros lotus (date-plum)
Lineage: Eukaryota; Viridiplantae; Streptophyta; Magnoliopsida; Ericales; Ebenaceae
Product: plasma membrane ATPase 4-like
Exons: 16
Coding region: 666-3323 (885 amino acids)
Biological process (GO): proton export across plasma membrane; regulation of intracellular pH
Cellular component (GO): plasma membrane
Molecular function (GO): ATP hydrolysis activity; P-type proton-exporting transporter activity; ATP binding
Source: RefSeq, a predicted model, not a curated record